AGCUUCAGUCUUCACUGUUCCUGCAGGAUUCGCUGCAUUCUGUUAACCCAUCACCAAUGGAAAGGUUAAUUCAGUUUCUGCUUUUCUUAGGAUUCUGGACGUUCAUACAGAGCAACUCAAAUAAAUUUGUUCUCAUCCAGGAGAAUAAGACCUGGGCCGAUGCACUAGCUUACUGCAAAAAGUAUCACAUCGACUUGGCCACGGUUGCAAGCAAUGAAGAUCAGACAAGUGUACGAGAAGCGGUUAGCACUGCGCUGCCUCCAUUGGCCUGGAUUGGAAUGUACAGAAACAAUAACACUUGGGGGUGGACUUAUCAUUUAGAGGUAGUGACAAUAGGGUUCUGGAAGUCUGGAAAGCCAGACAACCCCAGUGGAAAAGAGAAUUGUGGUGUCAUCAAUGGCAGUAGUGGAUGGGAGGAUAUGGCAUGCGAUCAAUUGUUUCCAUUUUUUUGCUACAAUGAGAGCAUAGCAGACAAGUUUGUUUUAAUCCCUGAAAUCAAGUCAUGGAAUGAUGCUUGGGUUUACUGCCUACAGUAUCACACAGACCUGGCCAGGAUUUGGAAUCAAACUGAAAAUGAUCUGCUGGUGAAUAUGAUGGUAGGAUAUGAAAAAGCAUGGAUUGGUCUCUUUAAGGACAAGUGGAAGUGGUCAGAUGGAACAAGUUUCAACAAGUUCCCCAUAACCUGGAGAGCUGGACAACCUGACAUUACUGGCUCACACCCGCUUUGUGGCGCUACAGCUCUUGAUGGAGUCGAUGAUCGACUCUGCCCAGAGACCCUUCCAUUUAUCUGCUCACGUCAUUCAAAGAAUCAGAUCAUGAGAGUGGAGUUGAAAUCGAGUCAGAAUCUAAAUGACCCUGCGGUGAUGGAGAGAAUCUUACAGUUGGAUUUGCUGCAUUUUGUUAACCCAUCACCAAUGGAAAGGUUGAUUCAGAUUCUGCUUUUCUCAGGAUUUUGGACGUUCACACAAAGCAACUCAAAUGAAUAUAUUCUCAUCCAGGAGAAAAAGACCUGGGCCGCAGCACAAGUUUACUGCAGAAAAAAUCACAUCGACUUGGCCACGGUUGUAAGCAAUGAAGACCAGACAAGUGUUCGAGUAGCGGUUAGCGCUGCGAUGCCUCCAUUGGCCUGGAUUGGAUUGUUCAGAUACAAUAACAGUUGGUAUUGGACUUAUCAUCAAGAGAUAUUGACAUUCAGGUUGUGGAUGUCUGGAGAGCCAGACAACUCCAAUGGAAAAGAGGAUUGUGCUGUCAUCAGUGCCAGUGGAUGGGAGGAUAUCGCAUGCAAUCAAUUGUUUCCAUUUUUUUGCUACAGUGUCAACCUGCUGUAG
Paramisgurnus dabryanus is the source of this 1328-nucleotide messenger RNA. RefSeq names its product C-type mannose receptor 2-like. The record is from RefSeq and is a predicted model, not a curated record. NCBI's taxonomy places the organism in Eukaryota, Metazoa, Chordata, Actinopteri, Cypriniformes, Cobitidae.